AUGCUUCCCAACUCCCCACUAAACCGUGGGCUGGUAUCUUUCUCAUUGGGCUUUCUUUUGGUGUUUUCACUUCUAGUGUUCCACCUCCGCGAGACAUGUUUUCGGGAUCCAUCCUCGAUCUUCUUCCGUCCCGAACAUGCCCGAGUUCUUUCAUAUUCAGCAUUUCGCAGAACUCAGGCGCGGAAACACGCCGCCCAAGCCGGAGUGCAUGAGCCAGUGAAGUGGUCCAACGCGACAGAGGGCGUACACCCGGAGCUGUGCAUCGCGAUUGGCUCUGUCAGCCGGCAGGGGUUUUCUUAUCUGAAGGAGACGCUUGGGAGCGUUCUGGAGGGGCUCGACGACGUCGAGCGCAGCAGCGUAUACGUGGUUGUCUUUCUUGCGCAUACCGACCAGACAGAGCAUGAGGACUUCGGACAGCCAUGGCUACGAAACAUGGCCGACUCUCUGCCAACAUAUCCCCAAGAUGCAGCUAUGCUAGAACUCGUAAGGAAGUUGGAGAAGGAGAACGACUACCCAGCGCACGCAAGAAAACAGAAGAUCGAUUAUUCGGUGCUUCUGGACGAGUGUGCAAAGGUUCAUCCCGAGUACACCAUGACGCUUGAAGACGACGUCAUCGCGCUAGACGGAUGGUUUCACAGGAUGCGUGCCGCCCUACAGACGGCUGCGCAACGGACCAGGGACAUGGGCCGGAGCAGCUUCCUGUACAUGCGCAUCUUUCAUGAUGGGCGGUUGCUCGGGUGGAACGCGGAGGAAGCCCCAGUCUACAUAUUUUACAGCGUCGCCACAGUCAUUCCUCAGCUUGUGGUGCUCUGGUAUCUGCGGUGGCGUUUUGCUGCAGUGCAGAAGGCCGUGCCCUUGCAGUUGUUGCUGCUGGUUUAUGGGAUAUGUAUGCCAAUGAUGAUCGGGCUCUUUUUCGCUGCCGGCAGAAGCUGCAUGUUGCCAAAACCUCCUGGGGUGAGCCUGAUGCAGCAGUAUGGCUGCUGUGGCCAAGGCCUGGUUUUUCCACAAGAUCAGGUCAACCGACACCUGCUCCCAAUGUACAGCAACAGCAACGACAGCCAUGCAGCGGUUGACACAUUUUUGGAGGACUGGGCAGAUUCACGGGAUGAGCUUAGAUGGGCUGUCAGCCCUGUGUUGAUCCAACAUGUUGGUGGAAAGAGCUCACAUGGUGCGGGAGAUCAGCGGUUUGGUCAGCUUACUGACGAUAUGCCCUUUGAUUAUGCUUUCGAGAGCAACGACCCGGUCGAGCUUGCGAAGGAACACCAAAUAUGGAGCGAUGGGCUGAGGAAGGAAUUGAUGAAAGGCAAGAUUAUUGAAUGA
Messenger RNA from Truncatella angustata, 1320 nucleotides. RefSeq lists its product as uncharacterized. Gene Ontology annotation, biological process: GPI anchor biosynthetic process. Gene Ontology annotation, cellular component: Golgi membrane. The record is from RefSeq and is a predicted model, not a curated record. Lineage: Eukaryota; Fungi; Ascomycota; Sordariomycetes; Amphisphaeriales; Sporocadaceae. The coding region runs from base 1 to 1320 and encodes 439 amino acids. The transcript has a single exon. Gene Ontology annotation, molecular function: glycosyltransferase activity.